Messenger RNA from Gymnogyps californianus (California condor), 2970 nucleotides. RefSeq names its product negative regulator of reactive oxygen species (gene NRROS). The transcript has 4 exons. Gene Ontology annotation, cellular component: extracellular matrix. Bases 195 to 2258 code for a protein of 687 amino acids. The record is from RefSeq and is a predicted model, not a curated record. Gene Ontology annotation, molecular function: protein binding. Lineage: Eukaryota; Metazoa; Chordata; Aves; Accipitriformes; Cathartidae.
ACGUGAAGGAAUCCCACCGGGACGUCUCCCAGGAGCCUCCAGAUCCCCCGAGAGUGGAGCAUUGCCGCAGCAGUUAUGAAAACGCCGCUUGCCGAGCCCUCGCCGAGACCUCGCUGCUCAUUUGCCUGAGGUUCAGCUUUUCCCCAGAUGCAAAUGCCGUCAGCUCCGGUUCCACCAAGAGUGCUGCCGCUGAGAUGGAGGCCCCGCUCCCUGGUCUCUCCCUGCUUCUGGUCCUCCUGGCAGUGGGAUGGGGAAGCGGGGCGGUCGCAGCCUGGGCAAGAUCUCCCGGCGGCUGCAAGCUCGUGCAGAGCACCGCGGACUGCACUGGGAGAUGGCUGAGCUCCGUCCCAGGAAAUCUUCGCGGUGAUACGGAGGAGCUGUUGCUUGAUGAGAACACUAUCCAGGUCCUGGGCAAUGCCUCUCUGCUCUCGUACCACCAGCUGCGGCAUCUCAGCUUGACCAAGAACCGGCUGGAGCUCAUCAAACCCGGCGCCUUUCUCAGCAGCCAAGGCCUCCACGUGCUCUCCUUGGCAGACAACCUCCUCUUCACCAACUACUCGCUGACAGCAGCUGCUCUUUCUGCUCUGCCAGCCUUGAGGAUGCUGGAUCUAGCUGGAAACCGCCUCACUGAGGACAUGGUAUCGGUUUUGGUCUGGAAUCUGUCUUCCUUGGAGUCCUUGUCCGUGGCCAGGAACAUCAUCAUGAGGCUGGACUCGUCCGUCUUCACGAACCUGACACAGCUGUUGGAGCUGAACCUGGAGAAGAACUACAUCUUUGAGAUUGACCAAGCUUUCGAAGGGCUGCGGAGGCUGCAGAGGCUCAACGUAGCUUACAACUACCUCCCGUGCGUAGUGGAGUUCAGCCUGACCCAGCUCAGGGUGCUCAACGUCAGCAACAACGUCAUUGAGUGGUUUCUGGCCCUGGAAAGCGAUGACCUCUUUGAGCUGGAGGUGCUGGACCUGUCUCACAACCGCCUCCUCUUCUUCCCCGUGUUGCCCCGGCAGAGCAAGCUGCACUCCUUGCUGCUGAAGGACAACGAGAUGAGCUUCUACCAGCGCCUCCCCAACGGCACGUCCCUGGCAGACGUCACGGUGCAGUUCCUGCUCAUUGACGGCAACUCCACCAACGUCACGACGGUCAGCCUCUGGGAUGAGAUCUGCCACAGCAACCUCUCUUCCCUGCGCCUCCUGGACAUGAGCCAGAACCAGGUCUGGUACCUGCCGGAGGGCUUCCUGGCCCAGAUGCCCUCCUUGACCCACCUGAAACUCAACCAGAACUGCCUGGAGACGUUUCACCUGGCGGAGGGGGACUCCUUAGCCAUGCUGACGGAGCUGGACCUCAGCCAGAACCAGCUGGAGGAGCUGGGGGCUGGGGACGUCCUGCCCAACCUGCAGCUCUUCAACCUCAGCACCAACAGGCUGCAGGCGCUUCCUCCUGGCGUUUUCACCUACACCAGGAAGAUCACUACCGUGGACCUCAGCCGCAACCGGGUUGACCUCUGUCCCCAGCCGGCCGUUGCAGGUGAGGCGGAGAGUCCCCCUUGCGUGGACAUCAGGGGUGUCGAGACCUUGACUCGUCUCUCCUUGGCCGGCUGUGGUCUGCGAGGACUGGGCGGCCACCCCUUCCAGGGGACAUCGCUGAUGCAUUUGGACCUCUCCGACAACCAUCAGGCACUGUCCGGGGACCUGGAGUGGCUGCAGGACCUUGCUCUGACGCUGCAGGUGUUGUCUCUGAGGAACACCAGCCUCUCCUCCACCGCCGUGGACUUCUCCGCCCUUAACAGCCUCGUGCGCUUGGACCUGUCGGGGAACGCCUUGACCGUCUUCCCCGCCUCGCUGGGCGUCCUGAAACUGCGCAGCCUGGACCUGCGGGACAACUGCCUGCCGGCUCUGCCGCCGGACGUCGCGCGGACGCCGUUGGGGAAGAGCCUGCGGGAGGUCUACCUCAGCCGAAACCCCUACAACUGCUGCACGCUGGGCUGGUGGGACUCCCUGCAGCGGGUCGAGGGGUUGCACGUCCCCGACGGGCAGGAGGUGACCUGCAGCUAUGCUUCCCGCACGUUGAGCCCCGGGGCGCUGCCCGAGCCCGUCCUGUGGAGCUGCCGCUGGCGGACGGCCGACCUGGCGCUCCUCUACCUGGUGCUGGCUCUGCCCACCUGCCUGACGCUCCUGGUGGCCUUCGCCGUCGUCUUCCUCACGCUCAAGCAAAAGUUGCUGAAAAUGGUGAAAAGCCGGUGCGGGGUGUCCAGCCCUUACUGAUGGCUGAGGAGGAGGAAGGGCUCGGGAACGGUGACCGCGAGCGGGUUGUCAGGAUUACAGGCGAUAACCCCUCCGAGGUGGGUGAGAUGGAGACUUGAUGGAUGGAGGAUCAGGGGGUCCUGGGAGGAGAGCUGCUCUUCCUGCUACGGAUGCCGUAAGGGUACCCAAAGGGUGCGGGGCCGUGUCCGGUGAUGGAGCCUGGGGCCGUGCUGGGCAUCCUCAUGGGACACGUCUUCAGCAGAAACCUUCAGCUGAUGUUGGCGAGAGCUGAGCGGACGCGACACCAAACACCUCUUGGCCGAAGGGGCACAGACAGUUUCCCCCCCGCGCUGGUUUUUUCCCCCCUUUCAGGCAGUUCCUUUUAUUUAUUCACCCCCGUAGCCAACUCUCCGCUGCAAAACAUCCUCCAGGUCUGCAACCAGCCUCCACGAAUCGCCCCGGGCUGGAGCAAGCAUCACCCGGGCGCUGCGGAGAAGGGUCUCCGUGGCCACAGCUUCCCACGCCGUUCUUGCCGGCACCGGCAAACUCGCAGGCAGCCCUGGGUGCGCACCCGUGUGCGUCUGCUGAUAAGACAGGCGUUGUCAGCAGGGUUGAAAGACACGUUUUGGGGUGUUGUUGCUUGGUUAAGUCACGAUCCCGGUUAGAAACGCCCGUUAAAAAUAGCCCAGGCUGCAACGAUGUAAAAUAUUGAUUGAAAGACAGGAGAAUAAAU